This is a messenger RNA of Lodderomyces pseudojiufengensis, 354 nucleotides long. Its product is annotated as mRNA splicing protein. The transcript has a single exon. Gene Ontology annotation, biological process: spliceosomal snRNP assembly; RNA processing. Gene Ontology annotation, molecular function: RNA binding. The coding region runs from base 1 to 354 and encodes 117 amino acids. The record is from RefSeq and is a predicted model, not a curated record. Gene Ontology annotation, cellular component: spliceosomal tri-snRNP complex; catalytic step 2 spliceosome; SMN-Sm protein complex. Lineage: Eukaryota; Fungi; Ascomycota; Pichiomycetes; Serinales; Debaryomycetaceae.
AUGAAAUUAGUACGGUUUUUAAUGAAUAUACCGAAUUCAACUAAUCAACCAAUAACAGUAGAAUUGAAGAAUGGUAAUAUCGUCAAUGGUACAUUAUUAUCAUGUACACCUACAAUGAACCUAAAUUUAAAAAACGUAAAACUACAACAAUUAUAUCAAGAUCCAAUACUACUACAAUUCAUAAAUAUAAGAGGAAAUCAAAUAAGACAGAUUUUAUUACCUGAAGAAUUAAAUAUUGAUCAUGUCUUACAAAAAUCAGAAACUAAAAUAAAAGGUCAUGGAGCAGGUCCCAGUGCAAAACCAAUGAAAAGAGGUGGUAGUAAUCUCAGAGGGAGAGGAAGAAUUAGGAAUUGA